CACAGGUGUCGGAUCUACUUUGGUGCUGACUCUCGAGGGAAGAACAUCAUCUUUCUCCGUGUCAACAUAAGCUCCUUCGGGAAAAAAAAGUUCCACGACUGGCUUGUAUUGUGGAUGUAAGCAAGCCCGCCGGAGAAGUCGGGGGAGGGGAACCACCACCACCACCACCACCGCGAGGGAGUCCGCGGCGCAGCCGCCAACAAGCUCGGCGGGAUGUCGGCGGUGAAGGCUCUCCAGCAGUGGUGCCGGGUCCAGUGUGACGGCUACCGGGAUGUGACGGUCAGUAACAUGACCACGUCUUUCCGGGACGGCCUGGCUUUCUGUGCCAUCAUUCACAAACACAGACCGGAUCUCAUCGAUUUUGAUUCCUUAAAGAAAGAAAACGUCUAUGAAAACAACAACCUGGCCUUCAGGGUCGCCGAGGAGCAGCUCGGAAUUCCUGCGCUCUUGGAUGCAGAAGACAUGGUGGCCCUCAAAGUUCCGGACCGGCUCAGUAUCCUCACAUACGUCUCGCAGUACUACAACUACUUCCACGGACGCUCCCCAAUUGGCGGCGUGGCGGCAGUAAAGCGUCCUGCUGACCCACCUGCCGACGGGCCGUCCGGGAAGAAGAAUGCGCCGGUGGUUUCGAAAGUGUUCCCUUCAUUCAAGCCUGCUAAGGAGAACAAUCCUCCCACUUCAGCUAACAUUACACCACCUCUGCCCCGCCCAAGACAACCCAGAACCACAACGCCGGACAUUCCUGCUGAGAAAUCCCAUCAGAUGGGAACUCUGAGUAACAAGUGCAUGUCCUGCAGCAAGCACGUUCACCUGGUGCAGCGACACCUAGUCGACGGGAAGCUCUACCACAGGAACUGUGCAAAGUUACUGGCUCCUCCAAACGCAAGUUCACUCCUAAAAGAGGUUCCUUCCAGUGACCCUCCUCCAGCACACCUCACCAAAAGCGACACUGUGACACCCACGGCGCCACCCAGACUGGGCCUGUCGAGGCCGGUCCAAAAACCAAGCCCCCUUUCCAGUAUCACCAGCAGAACUUCAUCUCCGCAGAGACCUGCUUCAAAUAUUAUCAUGCCUGCAACGCACACUCAGACUGCUCCGGUCGCUAAACGACCCGUGACUCAAGACACUACCGUCACCACACCCGUCGCCAUCACCACCAAGCCCGUUGCCGCACCUCGGAUCUCCGCCACCGCGGCCAAGACCAUCCAGUCGAAACUUAAGUUCUUCGAGGCAGAAGGCGGCGAAAACAAACCUGUAAGCAAGCCUGCAGACGCUGCCCCAAAAGGGUUCAAGUCUGAAGAUCCUGUUAAGAAAGCCCAAGGAGUUCAAUCUAUGCCUAACAAAGUUGCCAAGGUGGUUAUAAUUCAAUCUAAGGUACACAUUAAUGAAGACAAAGCAGGUGUAACGAAACCUGAAGAUAGCCUGGGUAGUAAAGUUGGAAAUGGAAAUGUUGCGAACAUGGCUACGAGCCAGUCAAAGACGCAUAUUGACGAAGACAAAGCCGGUGCAAAGAAAAGUGGAGACAGUCAGGUUAGCAAAGUUGGAAAUGGAAAUGUUGCUAACAUGGCUACAAGUUACUCGAAUACCCAUAUUGACGAAGACAAAGCCGAUGCAAAGAAAAGUGGAGAGCGUCAGGUUAGCAAAGUUGGAAAUGGAAAUGUUGCUAACAUGACUACAAGUCACUCAAAGAUGCAUAUUUACGAAGACAAAGCAGGUGCAAAGAAAAGUGCAGACAGUCAGGGUAGGAAUGUUGGAAAUGGAAAUGUUGCUAACUUGGGGAAAAGUCCGUUAAAGGGACGUUUUGAUGAAGGCAAAGCAGGUAUAAAGAAACUUGGAGUCAGUGACGGUGGUAAGAUGAAAGCAGCGGACACCUCCAAGAACCUCUCAAAGGAGGAAAACAACAACAGCAAGCCAACAGUACCGCCAAAGGCAGACCUGCCCAAGAAAAAUGAUGUCACAUCUCAAGUCCAGACUGUGAAGAAGGAGCUGGAGGCUGGCAGGGGGAGGGUAAGGCUCAAAGUCAACCCGACCAUCCUCUCCGAUUUGCAGCCGCCACGUUCGGACACGAGCCCACUCAGAAGCAGAACUCCAGAAAGAGGUCUUGGGGGAUUGAAACCAGCGCCAACCAACACUUCAGAGAAGGAGACGCCCACUGACUGGAGGUCCAUGCUCAAACCUGUCCCCAAGGAAUCUAAAUCUGCUGAUACAUCACAGACAUCCACGAAAGUACCGACUAGCACGACUGGAGGCUCACAUUCAUCAGAGGUGUCUCAAAAUCUCGUGAACCCUCCUACAUCUCAAGGAAUCCGAAAUGGUCACCCCAUAAACACGUCACAAACAACUUCGGGAUCAAAUGUCUUGAAGAUGAAGCCGGACUUUAUUCCCAAAGAGGCCAUCAUGAAGGAGCUGCAGGAGAUUGAAGAUAAUCUCAACCAGUUGGAGAAGCGAGGGGUUGAGCUAGAAGCCAAGUUACGGCACAGCGAAGACGAGGGUGAGGAUGACUCCCUGAUGGACGAGCUGAUGGUGGAGUGGUUUACUUUGAUCAGGAACAAGCAGGUGGCCAUUCGGCGGGAGUCUGAGCUCGUCUACGUUGGUAAAACUCAGGAUCUGGAGGAGCAGCAGCCCAGUGUUGAGCAGGAGCUCCGGAAGCUGAUAGAAAAACCAGAGCAUCUGAAAACAUCGUUUGAACGCAGGCGAGAAGAAGAGCUGAUGAGCAAGCUGAUGGAGAUCGUCAACGACCGCAAUGCCAUUGUGGAAGGUCUGGACGAGGACAGGCUCAGAGAGGAAGAGGAGGACCAAGAGCUGAACAAGUUGAUGGAGAAUUUCAGUGUAAAAAAAGACAAACCAAAGAAAAAGUCUCCCAUAUCCAAACUGUUCACUUGGGGCAACAAGAAGGAAACGUGACGCCUGGCAGGAAACUCUGACUGCUUUCCUCUGGUGCUUUCAGCGUCACUCCUCCCUACCACUGACUAAUGGCACAACUUUGCGCACGCGUGUGUUUGUGUGCGUCUUGAUAAGGCAUCUGUCAUGCUAAGCAUUUCUUGAUAGAUUCUGAGCAUGAAGGGUUAACGACAUACAAGUGUUGAUGGGUUCAGUGCUUCAGUUGUACAUUUUAAUCCGCUUCCAGUCUUAAUCUACUUAUUGCACACACACACACACACACACACCAGUAACUCCACUAUGCCUCUUGCUGACAUGCUGUUUGUAAGAACAAACAUCAAUAGAACUAAUACGAGCGAGGAACAACAUUGUUUUUGCUGGUUCUUGCACUUCCAACUUGACUUUGCAUCAUUUUACCACCAAUGUAUUUUU
This is a messenger RNA of Hippocampus comes (tiger tail seahorse), 3312 nucleotides long. RefSeq names its product MICAL-like protein 1. NCBI's taxonomy places the organism in Eukaryota, Metazoa, Chordata, Actinopteri, Syngnathiformes, Syngnathidae. Gene Ontology annotation, molecular function: protein binding. The transcript is spliced from 16 exons. The record is from RefSeq and is a predicted model, not a curated record. Bases 214 to 2904 code for a protein of 896 amino acids.